This is a messenger RNA of Lachnellula hyalina, 1977 nucleotides long. RefSeq names its product Gephyrin (gene GPHN). Gene Ontology annotation, molecular function: molybdopterin molybdotransferase activity. The transcript has 4 exons. Gene Ontology annotation, biological process: molybdenum incorporation into molybdenum-molybdopterin complex; Mo-molybdopterin cofactor biosynthetic process. Bases 1 to 1977 code for a protein of 658 amino acids. The record is from RefSeq and is a predicted model, not a curated record. Gene Ontology annotation, cellular component: cytoplasm; cytosol. Lineage: Eukaryota; Fungi; Ascomycota; Leotiomycetes; Helotiales; Lachnaceae.
AUGUCAAAACCAGCACUUUUGAAGGCGGCAAUUCUUGUAGUAUCAACGACAGCCUCCAAGGACCCCUCGGCUGACAGCUCAGGUGGGGUUUUAAGUCAGGUCUUCGAAGAAGAAGGGGUUGGGAAAUGGGAGGUUAGUGAGGUGAAGAUUGUGGGGGAUGAGGUACUGGAUAUUCAAAGAGCUAUCACCGCAUGGACGGACCGGGAAAAUAGUCUGAAUGUAAUCAUCACAACUGGAGGGACGGGUUUUGCAGUACAUGAUACUACGCCAGAGGCAGUUACCCCGCUACUACAUAAGCAAGCACCAGGUCUCGUCCAUGGCAUGCUGACUGCUUCAUUAGCUGUUACUCCUUUUGCUCUCAUGUCAAGACCAGUUGCUGGUGUCAGGAACAAGACCCUCAUCAUUACACUCCCUGGCUCUCCUAAAGGAGCUAAAGAGAACCUUCAAUCAAUCCUGAAACUUCUCCCCCAUGCAUGUCAACAAGCAGCAGGAGCAGACUCAAGGACCCUUCACGCCGGAGGUGUGAAGAAGUUAGAGAAGGAAGCAGGUGUUAGCCCUGGCCAUCAACCACAUUCUCAUGCCCCCGAUCAUUCGCAUGGUCACUCUCAUGGGCAUGGACACAGCCACGGACACGCAAUGCCUGUUCGGCACACAGCCCCCAAUGACAACCCACGCUCAAAUGACCCAGCGCUCGGUCCAACGAGGCGGAAUCGUUCAUCUCCAUAUCCCAUGUUAGCAGUAACAAGUGCAAAGGUCGAUGGAACACUCGUCGGAUCUGUUCUAUCAGCAGAUGUCACAGCGACAGAAGCAGUACCAGCAUAUCGAGCUAGCAUCGUGGAUGGCUACGCUGUUAUUGCCUCUGAAGAUGGAAGCUCCAGUCAAGGCACAUUCCCAGUGGCAUCAAUAUCUCACGCCACACCGGGUGAUAUCCCUGAACUGAAAACUGGCCAAAUUGCUCGCAUUACAACUGGAGCUCCACUUCCACCUGGUGCUACUUCAGUAGUCAUGGUUGAGGAUACUGUCCUGAAAACCAUGACUGAUGAUGGCAAAGAAGAGAAAGAAGUUGAAAUACUGGCAGAGGGCGUCAAGGAUGGUGAAAAUGUUCGUGAAGUGGGUAGUGACAUCAAAAUAGGAGAAGUCAUCCUCCGGAAAGGAGAAGAAAUCUCGGCCAUAGGUGGAGAAUUAGGCCUGCUGGCUUCUGUAGGCAAAGCAGAAGUCACGGUCUACAAGAAGCCGAUUAUCGGAGUUUUAUCAACAGGCGAUGAAAUUGUCGAGCACAGCAGACUGGGAGACUUACGACUGGGAGAAGUCCGGGAUUGUAACAGGCCAACAAUCCUGUCUGCGGUGCGAGGUUGGGGGUUCGAAGCCAUCGAUCUUGGAAUUGCAAAGGAUAAACCAGGAGCGCUGGAAGAGCACUUGCGAGACGCUCUCCGCAAGGUCGAUGUGAUCAUUACCUCAGGAGGCGUGUCAAUGGGUGAGCUCGACCUAUUGAAACCAACUAUUGAGCGAUCGCUAGGCGGCACUAUACAUUUUGGCCGGGUGUCUAUGAAACCCGGGAAGCCUACUACCUUCGCUACCGUACCAGUAAAGAACAACGCCGGAGAACGAGUCUCAAAAGUCAUCUUCUCACUACCCGGGAAUCCAGUCUCCGCAGUAGUAACGCUCCACCUCUUUGUCCUACCAUCUCUGCAUCACCUCUCUGGUGUCUCUCCUCCAGGCUUGCCGAAAGUACUGGCCACGCUUGAUCAUGAAUUCCGGCUUGACCCCCAGAGAGCAGAAUAUCAUCGCGCUAUUGUUGUCAUGGGCAAGGAUGGGCUCCUGCAUGCUAGUAGCACUGGUGGCCAACGAAGCUCUAGGGUAGGGAGUUUGAAGAGUGCGAAUGCACUGUUGUGUUUGCCCACAGGGAACGAACCUCUAAAGAAAGGAGACAAGAUCGAGGCAUUGUUGAUGGGCAAGGUGAGAGUCGAUGUGGUAUAA